Messenger RNA from Mangifera indica (mango), 1124 nucleotides. RefSeq names its product glucan endo-1,3-beta-glucosidase-like. NCBI's taxonomy places the organism in Eukaryota, Viridiplantae, Streptophyta, Magnoliopsida, Sapindales, Anacardiaceae. The record is from RefSeq and is a predicted model, not a curated record. Gene Ontology annotation, cellular component: plasma membrane. The coding region runs from base 15 to 1052 and encodes 345 amino acids. Gene Ontology annotation, molecular function: hydrolase activity, hydrolyzing O-glycosyl compounds. The transcript is spliced from 2 exons. Gene Ontology annotation, biological process: carbohydrate metabolic process.
UUUACCAAGUGACAAUGACGACAAUGAGCCUCCAAUGGAACAAGUUAAUGCUUGUGACAACAAUUGUGUCAGUACUACUGAUUUGCAGCUUUGGCCGGGGUGAUGUCGGCGUCAAUUAUGGGUUGAAUGGAGAUAAUCUUCCAUCUCCAAGUGAAGUCGUAGGCAUGUAUCAGAGGUGUGGAAUUCCAUACAUGAGGAUCUUUGAGCCGAAACCUGACGUGCUUGACGCGCUAAGAGGAACAGAGAUCAUACUCAGCCUUGGAACCAGAAAUGAAGACAUACAGAACCUUGCACAAAGUCAAGAAGCAGCCACCGCCUGGGUGAGUGCUAAUGUGCAGCCUUAUGCAAAUAGUGUGAAAAUCGGAUGGAUCACUAUAGGUAACGAGGCGAUUCCAGGACCGUCUGCUGCUUUUAUUGGUCAAGCCAUGACUAAUGUUCGUAAUUCUCUUGCUUCCAUUGGCUUGUCUAAUAUUGCUGUGACAACUGUUGUUUCAAUGGAAGCAUUAUCAGUGACUUAUCCGCCCUCAGCAGGAGCUUUCUCAAAUGAAGCGGUGAAUCCCAUGCGCAGCAUUGUACAGUAUUUUGCAAAUGCAGCUUCACAAACGCCGAUUCCCUUAAUGGUGAACAUCUAUCCUUACUUCGCUUAUGCGUCUGACCCGGAUCAUGUACCGUUAGACUAUGCCAUGUUCCACGCAACAACACCGGUGGUUGAUGGAGAGUUGAAAUAUUUUAGCUUAUUUGAUGCAAUGGUAGAUUCUUUUUAUGCAGCUUUGGACAAAAUAAAAGCGGGUACUGUUCCUCUUAUUGUAGGCGAGACUGGUUGGCCUUCAGCAGGGAACGACCCAAAAACAAGUAAGGAAAACGCACGGACGUAUAAUCAGAAUCUUGUUAGUCACAUUAAAGGCAAUGGAACACCGAGGAAGCCCGGCCAAUUGUUGACAGCAUUUUUGUUCGAAAUGUUUAAUGAGAAUAAAAAGGAAGCAGGAGUUGAGCAGAACUUCGGAUUAUUUACUCCAGACAAGCAGCCUGUGUAUCCAUUUUGGGAUUGUUAGCCAACAAAAUGAUGCUUAGAAAUAAAACUUUUCCUUCAAUUAGUGAAGUUAUACAAUAAAUGGUUUCCUUUA